UUUUUUUUUCCUUGUUCCCUUCGCUCUUCCCUUCUCGCCUCUCCAAGUCCUAAAGACCAUCCAAGAUUCUAAAGCCCUCCACAAAUACCCCCAAACCCCAAUCCUAACCCUAACCCUAAACCUAGCUCGCCCCCAAAACCGGCCAUGGAUUCCCUCACCGGAGCCACAACCUCCAUGCACGCCGAGGGAAUCCUCUUUUCCACCUUCCGCUCUACCUUCAAACCCUCCACCCCUCCCAAAGCCCUCCGUUUCCAGGCUCCGUUUCUCUCCAAAUCUAGGGUUUCCUGGGAUUCCAGGGUUAGGGCUUCAUCCAGUUCCAGCCCUCCGAAUCCCCUCGCCCGAACCAUCGGCUCCGCCGCCUCCGGCGCGCUCGUCCUCGCCGCCACCACGACGGCGCUCCUCGCCGGCAAGUUCUCCGCGCCGCCGCCGGCAAGGGCCGAACACUCCGCUCCGCUGGCGACCGAGGAGAGAACCGAGGCCACCGAAGUCGAGACAAAAAACGACUCCUCCACGCUCUCCCAAUAUCUGGAAUCCAACUCCGAGGCAGUGGGCGCCCUCCGGACCACCCUCUACAAGAAACUCGAGGAGGGAGAGGACUCCGAGGCCCUGGAGAUCCUCAAACGUUUGAUGGCCGCGCAGCCGGUUGAAACCGAGUGGAAGUUCCUCGCUGCCCGACUCCUCAACGAGAUGGGGGAGGCCGCCGAGUCCCGGAGGCUCUUCGAGGAGAUCCUUGCAGUGGAUCCUCUCUCCUUUGAGGCCCUCUUUGAGAACGCGGUGCUCAUGGACCGGUGUGGCGAGGGGAAUGCGGUGAUUGAACGGCUGGAGAGGGCUCUGGAUCUUGCGAGGGCCGAGCAGAAGGAGAAAGCGGCGAGGGACGUGCGUCUGAUCAUGGCCCAGAUACAAUUCUUGCAGAAGAAUGUUGAUGAGGCUCUAUCAACCUAUGAGGAGUUGGCCCGGCAGGACCCCAAGGACUACAGGCCGUACUUUUGCCAGGGGGUGAUUUAUAGCUUGUUGGAUCGGAACAAGGAAGCAAGGGAGAAGUUCUCAAAGUAUCAUGAGCUUUCGCCGAAGAAGUUUGAAGUGGAUGCCUACUUGCAGUCGCCUCUGUCGAGGGUGAAGCUCUUCGGGACUGGAGACUCUGAGAUUUGAAGUUAUAUUUUCUUUUGGCAUGCCGAGAAAUCAAAAAGAUGGAAUAAUUGGAGAGAGGUGAGCUUCUCCUGCUUGAGAAAUUGUUGUACGAUGAUGCCACAUUGUUUCAAAAAUUUUGCAGCGUGCAUGCUGUAAGGGCUAUAUAGGAUAUAAUAAUUCAGUAACUCUGUUCUGAAAGAUAUUACUCUUAUUUUGCCCUGUGAUGGUGAAUUCAAUACAUGAUGAAUCAUUUGGGCUUCGAA
Molecule: messenger RNA, 1391 nt
Organism: Phoenix dactylifera (date palm)
Lineage: Eukaryota; Viridiplantae; Streptophyta; Magnoliopsida; Arecales; Arecaceae
Product: Protein prenylyltransferase superfamily protein
Molecular function (GO): protein binding
Source: RefSeq, a predicted model, not a curated record